AAAAACAAAAACCAUUCGACCCAACUUACCAACAACUCAACAAUUAAAAGUGGACCCUAUCAGAGACAUAGUUUUAUCAGAACUAUCCAACGCAACCAUACAGUGGAUGACUGAGAGAUCAAUAAUACUCAUAACUCUUAACCCGGAUAUAAUACGACUAUUUGAAACAACAAUACGCUGGAUAAGACCCUCAAUGUCCAAAACACCAUCAAAGAAGAUACAAAGAGAUAGAUUUAUCAACGAAGAAUACGAAAUUGACUUCGACUUACUAGCAAAAGAACUUGAAGAAUUAACAACACAAGUAUUAACAAAAGAACAAACUAAAUACGUACCAUUAAACGAAACAGAACUAAAGUUCUACUCAAGAGUAAAACUACUAUUAAACAAUAACAAAACUAUUACACUACAACUAUCUGAAAAAUAUUCAUACUUAGUAAUAGCAAUACGAUCUAACGAAUCUAAAGAAUACCUACAACAAGUAGCCAACAAAUUCCAACUCAAUUUAGAAGAAGCAAUUAAAGCAACCAAGGAAAAGUAUCAACUUAAAUGA
Molecule: messenger RNA, 550 nt
Organism: Ambispora leptoticha
Lineage: Eukaryota; Fungi; Glomeromycota; Glomeromycetes; Archaeosporales; Ambisporaceae
Source: the annotation of a GenBank genome assembly